This is a messenger RNA of Amphibalanus amphitrite, 1686 nucleotides long. RefSeq names its product probable pathogenesis-related protein ARB_02861. The transcript has 3 exons. Lineage: Eukaryota; Metazoa; Arthropoda; Thecostraca; Balanomorpha; Balanidae. The coding region runs from base 384 to 1337 and encodes 317 amino acids. The record is from RefSeq and is a predicted model, not a curated record.
AUCCGAUGCCGUCAUUUUUAUUAUAUAAUCCCCGUUGUCUGGCACGCCAUAAGUCGUCACCCCACGCUGAUGCCGAUUCUCAGCAGUUUUGCCAAUACACGAGCUGAAGACAAGGUCGUAUGUGGUUGUGACCGGUCGAGCUGUCAUCUGCGAUUGCGAAAUUCUCUCGCUAAGCACGUCGUACCGCCGACGUGUUGUCCUAAUUCCGCGUUUUGCGCCAUUCAGCGUGCAGAAGUUGUGCGGACCCCCGGUUGGGUCCCGGUUUGCAACUCGUCUCGGCGAUAUAAGGGGCUGCAAUAACAGCUUGUCGUCAGACAAUCGGGAGAGGCCUGCGGAAGGUGGCACGGUGCCUGUCUGGAGACAACACCAAAUUAUCGGCAAAGAUGCGGGCCAGCUGCCUGCUGUUGGUCGUCCUGGGAGCGGCGCUGGCCGCCGAGAAGGACGCCAAGGAGGACAUCCGUGACUCGCGCACGUUCGGGAACCUGAUCGGCCUGAUCGGCCUGAGGCCGAAGCCGGUGGCGCGGCCGGUGGUGCACGUGCAGGCGGCCCCGGCUCCGUCGGUGGUCGUCCUGCCGGCCAGCACCAUCACCGUCUCGCAGCCCGCUCCCAAGCCCGUCUACAAGCCGGUCGUCAAACCGGUCGUCCAGCAUGUUGUUAAGCCCGUCGUCCAGCCUGUAGUUCAGCAAGUUGUCCAACCCGUCGUCCAGCCCGUCGUCCAGCCUGCUCCUCAGCCCAUUAUUGUCCACCCUGCUCCUCAGCCUGUUUACCAGCCCGUGUCGGAGCCCUUGUACCAGCCUGUGGUGGAACAGCCCGUGUACCCGAGUCCCGUACCUGUGUACCCCGAUCCCGCUCCCGUGUACCCCACCCCGGCCCCUGUGUACCCCAACCCUGGUCCGGUCCACCCCACCAUUGGCCCCGUCCACCCGCAGCCCGACCAGGGCGGUCUGGUGUUCUCGUGGCACGUGCCGGAGCUGGCCGGUCGUCAGUUCACCUGGGGGCAGGCCGACGCGGAGUGCAAGGCCCGCGGACUCCGACUGGUCUCCAUCGAUAACCCCAGGAAGAAUGACUUCAUCAGCCGCUCACUCGAGAAAGACAACAUUCCGUUCACCUGGACGUCGGGCCAGCUGGGCGGCCCCACCGGCUGGCAGUGGUCGGCCACCGGUCAGCCGGUGCAGUACACCAACUGGGGGCGCGUCGGCCAGCUGGGCCGACCGCAGCCGGACAACGCCGAGGGCAACGAGCACUGCCUGGCCGUGCUGAACCGCUUCUACCCGGGCGACGGCGUCACCUGGCACGACAUCGGCUGUCACCACCCGAAGCCGUUCAUCUGCGAGUGACCGCCCUCCAUCUGCGAGUGACCGCCCUCGCAGCGGUGAAGUCAUAGCGCACGCGUACACUUCAUCAUGAACAAAUGUUAUUUGUCGUAUGUGUUACUUCUUAAUCAUGAAAAUAUGUCAUUUGUCAUGUGUGUUACUUAUCAUGGGCUGUGUUGACUGCCUCGUGAUGUAACUCGUGUUAGUUCAUUUCAUCUAAAUGUUUCUCAUUUGUCGUAUGAUAUACAUCAUGUGGAUGUGUUCCUGGCCCUGGCCUCUGCGUAUAGGUAACAUGAGCACAGUUGUGUUCCGAUCAUGCCCCAUCGAAAGAAAGCAAUGCGUCAUGUUGAUAAUACAAAAGAAUCAUACCAGU